Molecule: messenger RNA, 1846 nt
Organism: Arabidopsis thaliana (thale cress)
Lineage: Eukaryota; Viridiplantae; Streptophyta; Magnoliopsida; Brassicales; Brassicaceae
Product: Protein kinase superfamily protein
Exons: 1
Coding region: 219-1409 (396 amino acids)
Biological process (GO): cell surface receptor signaling pathway; response to temperature stimulus
Molecular function (GO): ATP binding
Source: RefSeq, marked reviewed
AAACAAUUAAAAUGUUUAUUUCUGAAUUUUCGCGGGAGGACGUCAAUGUUGAAAAUUCAACAAGAAUUUGAGUACCUUAAAAAUCUAAUCUUAUUAUCCAUUUCGUUUGCAAACUCGUUAUGGAGUUCUUGAAAAUACUCUCUGCUCAUUUGAUUUAAAACUAAAGUCUUUCUUUUAUAAAAAAAAAAAACAGAAAAAAAAACAGUUUAGGUUUAGAGAUGGGUUGGUUGUGGAGGAAGAAGAAAAAGAAUAAGAAGCUAGAAUUGGAGAGAGGAGCCAAGUUGUUAGAAGAGCUCAUCGAAUGUUGCGAUGGCAAAUCCAAUCCCAUCAAAUUCUUCUCUGCUGAUGAGAUCCGCAAAGCCACCAACAUUUUCAGCCACUCUAAUCUUGUUCAUCAGGAAGAAUUUUACUGCCAAUGGUAUUCAGGUAAGAACGAGAACCAUCCCAUGAUACUCAUCAGGAAAGAUUCUAAUGUGAGGGGAGGAGAUCUUGUGUGCCGCAACAUAGCAGUUUCAUCGAUGGUGAGUGGUCACAAGAACUUUAUGAAAUUGGUUGGAUGUUGUCUUGAGUUGAAAUAUCCAGUCACGGUCUAUCAUGGUGUUAAGAAACAUUAUGGAUUAGAAAUAGAUGAGAAGCCGUGGAAAAGAAGAAUGAAGAUAGCAGAAGAUAUCGCCACUGCUUUAGCUUACCUUCACACUGCCUUCCCUAGGCCCCUCGUAUAUAUGAUUUUGUCUCAUCGGAAUAUCUUAUUGGAUGAAGAUGGUGUCGCGAAGCUGACUGAUUUCUCUCACUGCGUCUCAAUCCCAGAAGGAGAAACAUUUGUCCGGGUUGAGGCAGAAGAUGGAUUCUAUAGUUACUUUGCUGAUAAUUACGUUAACAGUGUUGUAGUCUCAGAGAAAACAGAUGUCUUUGCCUUUGGAAUCUUUAUGGGUCUAACGCUUCUAUUAGGAUACAAAAGCUAUUUCGAGCAUUAUCGAGGAGAAGAAAAAGAAAGUGAAGAAGAAGACCCUGAAGAUACUGAUGAAUUAGAUUAUUUUAACAAGAAAAGACAUGCUCGAUAUUGGCUGUCAAAAUUAAAGAAAGACCGACCAAUGGAAGAGAUUGCAGAUCGAAAGAUGAUAAAAAAUAUGGGUCAAAUCUUAGAACAAGAGCUCUUUCAAAUGAAAGCUUUCCGGAUGCUCUCACUGAGAUGCAUGGGUCCUAGUGAAGAAGUUCCAACGAUGGUGGAGGUGGCCAAAGAACUAAAGAAGAUCCAAAAAUCUCUUAAUAAAGAUUCUUAUCGAGGAGAAGAAGAAGAAGAAGAAAGUGAAGAUGAAUUUAACGACUCUUCUUCUCUUUCUUCAGGUCAAACCCAAUUCGACUCUGCCCAAGACAUUUCUUCCACAGUGGUCCUCUCAAACCAAACUUAAACACAAAGGCAUUGCUACCAAGUAUUGCCUGCCAGGUAUUUCGUGAAAUGUUUCAAUGGGUUAUGUUGAGCUGGUUUCGUUUUUUCAGGAAAAAUCGAACAAUGUGCUGAAAAUAAGUUGAAUUCAUGUUCGUAUUAAAACAUUAUCAAGUUUCAUUUUUGUUGUUGUAUUUAUAAAUAGUGCUACGUUACUUUUGAUUCAUUAUAUUGUCCCUUAAGAGUUUGUGUAUGUGUGUUUGGGUUUUGAUCGAUCCGUCUGUUUUUGUUAAUGUAAUAAUUUUAUCAAGAGAUGUUAUGAUAUAUGUGAAUCUUGUAUUGAUGAUUGUCUACUCGUGUAUUAUAAGGGAAAGUCUCCCAAGUCAAUAACAAUUCUAAAGUUUACAUUGUGAGUUGGGAAACAUGGUUCAUUGACGUAAGUUUGCAAUUUCCAGCAACUAC